Messenger RNA from Chironomus riparius, 1672 nucleotides. Lineage: Eukaryota; Metazoa; Arthropoda; Insecta; Diptera; Chironomidae. The record is from the annotation of a GenBank genome assembly.
AAAAUAUCAGAUUAUUCAUCAGUAACAAAACAAGGAACAUGAAAGGACUACAAUAUUUAAGUAUCAUAUUAAGUUGUUGUGGAUUAUCACUUAGUGCUCCAACUUGUGACUAUAAGAUGAUUGAAGAUAAAUAUGUAUGCUUAAUGAGCGACUCAGCAUCAGAAGGUAAAAUAAUAGGAAGUCACAAUGAAACUUACGGAGAUGCUCAUGUCUAUCGUGUCACAACAACCGACGAAGCGAACAAAAGUCUGAUUGGUAAAGUGAUAUCAUUAUACCGAAACUUAACAAUAUUUCAAAUUCCAAAAGGGAAUAUUGAAGCCAUUAUAGAAGAUGAUUUUGUAAACUGUACAGCAAACUUAGUCGAGCUUCAAAUUUGUAAUGGAGAUUUGAAUACAAUUCCUGCUGACGUCUUUAAAAAGUGUGAAAAUUUAAAAAGCAUCGAUUUGACAGGGAACAAAUUAACUAUAAUUACAAAAGAAUCGUUACCAAAUAUAAUAAAUAAAUUGAUUUUGUCAAAAAAUCAAAUUAAAAUUGACAUGUCAAAUAUAUUUGAGGUUGGUAAUAAUUUGGAUGCUUUGACAUAUUUUGAUCUAUCAGGAAACAGCAUAGAGACACUUAUUGACUCGGUUCUUCCUUCACAAAGACUUAUUCAUCUAGAUCUUUCAAACAAUAAAAUAAAUGAACUUCCGGGAGCCUAUUUUGACAAUAAUAAAAAUCUAGAAGUCUUAAAUUUGCAAGACAAUCAUAUAGCUUCAAUUUCACAUACAAUUAUAAAGGAAUUAACUAAAUUAAAAGAAUUAAGAAUCGGAUCAAACAAUAUAAGCACUAUCGAUGCAAAAGCUUUUCAGGAUAAUGAAAUUAUCGAAUAUUUGGACAUGAGCAGCAAUCCAAUUGAAACAUUGAAUGCCAACUUAUUGAAAAAUUUAACAACUCUAAAAGCCCUCAACUUGUUUGACAUUAAAAUAACCAACACAAGUCUAGAAGAUCUUAAAACAACGUUAGAGUCACUAAUAAAUCUCGAAAAGCUUAACAUCAGUAAAAAUAUUAUUGGUCCGAUUGAUGGGCUUUUCACAAAAAACGAAAAACUAAGUGUACUCGGCAUAAGCAGCAUGAGUCUUACUGAAUUAGAAAAAGACAUUUUCAGUGCCUUAACAAAGCUUGAAAGUUUGAAUUUUGAUGACAACGAAAUUGUCGAUUUACCGGAAAAUAUUUUCGAAAAGUUAACGGAAAUGAAGAACUUCAGUGCAAAAAAGAACAAGAUUAACAAAUUGAAAGCCUCAACUUUUGAAAAGAUGACAAAUUUGCUAGAACUUGACUUUACAGGAAAUGAAAUUGAUGCAAUUGAAAGUACAUUUUUCGAUACAUUGAAUAAAUUAAAAGUCGUACGAUUUAGUGGGGGAAAUAAGUGCUUUAAUAGUGAUUUUGAAGAUUUUGUUCUUGAUGAAGCAACGAGAGUAAAGUUCUACAAAUGCUUUGAAAACUAUAAUUCAGCACGUACAGUUGUGAUUUCAAAUGUAUUACUAGCAUUUGUUAUAAUUUUUAAGUUUAUUUAAUUUUAUUUCACCAUAUUUGACAUUUUUCAUUUAAAAACAAGAUUUUCUUUGAAAAAGAAUUUUUAUGAUUGCAUUACGAUUAAAUGUAAAAUUGAAAUUUUGGUUUUAGGUUUUAUUAA